AUGAGUGCCUCCUCGGACGAACCCGCAACGAAGCGCCGAAGGGUUCGCAAAGGUACACACAGCUGCUGGGAAUGUAGACGGAGAAAAGUCAAACGUACUUUUUCAUCGCCGGAUGAUGCAAUCUGCAUAACUUGCCAUCGCCGAGGCACAAAAUGCAUCAACCAAGUGAUCUUGGACGGACUGGAAAUGGCCGAGAGCAGUAGAGGAGAUGCCGAGCAAGAUGCUACUAUUAAUACACGACGGUUGGGCGAGAAAGGCGUCCGUUCUCAACCAGAUGAUAUUGUUAGCUGUUCACCACCGACUACCUUUCCAACAACACAAACAACACCGGCAUCGUCAGUGCACGGCAAACGAAACAUCGUGUCGAGUCACUUACGGACCGAGAAAUCACCAACCCAACUUACGAUACCUCAGUUGGCACCAACACCAGAGUCCAGUCAUGACUCGGUCUGCGAGGCUUCCGCAUAUCCCAGCAUCACUCAAGCUCUCCGGAGCUCCCUCCCUCCUCGGAAAGAUAUUGGAAUUCUGCUCGAAAAUCUCAGCAGCAUGUCCAUCUUUUGUUAUCAAUCCAGCUUCAAGCGAUGCAGCGCGUUGCCGAGCGAAAUGGCCAAAGAACAAAUACCAGUAGCCAAUAUAUUAUAUUCAGAAAGCCACCCCGUCUUGUUGGCAAGACAAAUGCUGCUUUUCGCAGUAGGGUUGCAACACCUCCCUCCUAAAAAAGCGAUACCUAGCCUCACCAAGCCUCAUCGCGCCAUCAUGGAGCAGGUAGCAGAAUCAGCGAUCAAGCUGGUGAACACGAAUGACCUCUUGCUGGGCACUUUGGAAGGUCUCGAAAAUCUCAUCCUUGAAGGCUUCUACCACAUAGAUGGCGGCAACAUCAGACGAUCCUGGAUCACAAUGCGCCGUGCUGUCACGACAGCACAGCUAUUGGGCUUGCAUCGACCGGGUCACUAUCGCUUCAAAAUCAUUAGCCAGCAGAAAGAUCUUGAUCCUGCGGUCAUGUGGGCCUGUGUGGUUUCCACAGAGCAAUUCUUAUGCUUGCUACUGGGUCUACCAACAAGCACCAGCGGUGCAAAUUUCACCAUACCCAGAGCAACGGGCACCCGUGUUGAGAGCGGCAACUUGCCUGUACUCAUUCCGGAUGUGGUGCGCAAGAUUAUCAAACGGAAUCAGAUUCAUAUCCCCCAGGAAGCGCUUGACAUAACUCAAGAGAUCGAUCAGGAACUCUUGAGGGUCACCGAGCAAUGGCCACCUGCGUUCUGGCGACCAUUGCAAUUUGCGGGUCUCAAAGUCAACUCGGCGGAUGCAUUCUGGGAAACUCGACGAGCUUGGGACCAUAUAUUUUAUUACUCUUUGGUCAACCAGCUUCAUCUGCCAUAUAUGUUAAACCCAAGGCAUGCCUCGCAGAGGGUGUACUCGAGAAUCGCCUGCGCAAACGCCAGCCGCGAGAUUCUACUCCGACAGAUUUCGAUUCGCACGUUCAAUCCGGUCACAGCUGGCUGUCGGAUGGGCGACUUUGUAGCCCUGAUUGCGGGCAUGACACUGAUGCUAGCUCACAUCUUGAGCCGCUGUAAUAAAGGUACCGAAAACCUACUCGUGCAUCAACGUGUUGGAGACCGGGCGACCGUGGAACGGGCUCUUGAGUGCAUGGAAUCUACGUUGGAGGUGCAUGAUCAUGUCCUCACCGCUAAAUGUGCUGCCCUUCUCAAGAAUUUGUUGGAUAUUGAGGCGGGUCCUGCAGAGAAGCGCUCGGGUCAUGGUCAAGAAGACAACCAAAACGUGUUGAUAGCCAAGGUGCCAUACGUUGGUGCCAUCAGAAUUGCGCGAGAUGGUAUUUCUAUUACGCCCUUGGACACAGAACAAGAGCAAGUUCCCCAUGAGGGUGUGACAAUUGGUGGCUUUGGAUCUAUCGAGGUCAGAACACCACACGACCCUGACAAUUAUACUGACGAUUUCACGGCUGAUGCUGCAGCCUCACGAGAAACCGCGCAUACAGUGAGACCAUCAUCAGCACGGAGGCACGGGGGACAACUUUCCCAGACCACGUCUGGAGAUGUUUUCGCACUGCCAGAAGAGACAUUCCCCGAUGCUUCCACAGGUAUGGAAGAAUGGCUUUUCCAAGGCCUUGACACUGCCUUCUUUGAUGUGCUGAUGAGCGGAGCUGGGGAGCAGCCGCUGAAUGGUAUUGACACUGAAGCAUGGAAUUUUACAAUGUCCCCAUGA
Penicillium vulpinum is the source of this 2223-nucleotide messenger RNA. RefSeq lists its product as uncharacterized. The coding region runs from base 1 to 2223 and encodes 740 amino acids. The record is from RefSeq and is a predicted model, not a curated record. Gene Ontology annotation, molecular function: DNA binding; DNA-binding transcription factor activity, RNA polymerase II-specific; zinc ion binding. NCBI's taxonomy places the organism in Eukaryota, Fungi, Ascomycota, Eurotiomycetes, Eurotiales, Aspergillaceae. Gene Ontology annotation, biological process: regulation of DNA-templated transcription; DNA-templated transcription. The transcript has 2 exons.